AUGAUUCUCUCUCUCUCUCUCUCUCUCUCUCUCUCUCUCUCUCUCUCUCUCUCUUUCUCGGUUAUUAAAACAUGCAUGCGAUUAUUGCCCCUCUCUCUCGGUUAUUGGAACCUGCACAUGAUUGUCUCUCUCUCUCUCUCUCUCUCUCUCUCUCUUUCCGUUAUUGAAAUACGCAUUGUCUUUCUCUUUUUCUCUCUCUUUCUCCGUUAUUGGAACCUGCGUAUGAUUCUCUCUCUCUCUCUCUUUCUUUCUCCGUUAUUGGAACAUGCGUAUGAUUUUCCCCCUCUCUCUCUCUCUUUCUCCGUUAUUGGAACAUGCUUAUGGUUUCCUCUCUCUCUCUCUCUUUCUCUCUCCCUCUAUCUCUUUCUCCGUUAUUGGAACAUGCGUAUGAUUUUCCACCUCUCUCUCUCUUUCUCCGUUAUUGGAACAUGCUUAUGGUUUCCUCUCUCUCUCUCUCUCUCUCUCUCUCUCUCUUUCUCGGUUAUGGGAACCAGCACAUUAUUGUCUCUCUCUCACUCUUUUUCCGUUAUUGAAACAUGCAUAAGAUUCUCUCUCUCUCUCUCUUUCUCCGUUAUUGGAACAUGCGUAUGGUUCCCCCCUCUCUCUCUCUCUCUCUCUCCAUCUCUUUUUCUCCGUUAUUGGAAUCUGCACAUGAUUGUCUCUCUCUCUUUCUCCGUUACUGAAAUAUGCAUUGUCUCUCUCUUUAUCUCUCUCUCUCUCUCCCUUUCUUCGUUAUUAGAACCUGCAUAUGAUUCUCUCUCUCUCUCUCUCUCUCUCUCUCUCUCACUCUUUCUCCGUUUCUUCUUUAUGUGCAUGGUAGCUCCCCACUCUCUCUCUCGGUUACUGGAACAUGCAUAA
Acanthosepion pharaonis is the source of this 858-nucleotide messenger RNA. NCBI's taxonomy places the organism in Eukaryota, Metazoa, Mollusca, Cephalopoda, Sepiida, Sepiidae. The record is from the annotation of a GenBank genome assembly.